AUGGGAACAAAGGCGAUCAAGAAGGUCGUUGAUGCCAAGAAGUCACUAUCAGAGCGAUUAUCACAUGCUUUCCCAGCGGCAGGAGGAAAGCGUCCUGCUCGCUCCGCAAGGAUUUAUCGAGCUGAUGUAGUGAUUGACAUGGAUCAGGAUCAACAUGGCAUGGCAUGGCAUGGAGCACUAACCCUUCGUUCAGAUGAUGUGAUCAAAUACAUUGCUCCUACUUUGGAGCCCUACAAAGGAUGUACCAUUGUCGACAUCAAUCCAGGAUCUUGCCUCUGGUCUGACAAGCUCCAUCAAUUCCUCAAACCCAAACGACAUAUUCUUAUGGAACCAGAUGAAGAGUAUAUUGAGCCAUUCGUGAGGCCUCUGCUUAACAAGCGUGGCUCAACAUAUGUGCACACCAACUUAAGUGGCGUCAACUCGCGAGAUUACAUCCAAAAUUGGAACGACAUAUUCACGAGUGGGAGCUUCAUCGGAAGAAAUCGACUGGCUCAAAAUGAUCCCAAUCUUCGCCGCGUCGACACAUCGCUCUUGAUUACUGGCUCUCUCGUACGACGAAACGAUCUUUUUUGGGGCGCGAAGGGCUCCCAACUCUCGCUAUCAAAUGUAACCUGGCUGUCGUUGCAAAAUAGAAUUUUCCAUCAAGCCGGCUUGGUUAGGAUGUUGUGGUGGGUGGCAGAGCUGGACAAAAUUGCUUUUCUUCCGCACUUGUCAAACUACAAGCAUUUUGCGAGCGCUUCGCUAGGACUCUCUUGUACCACCGAUGAAGUUGUCGCCAUCAAGUCUUCGAGAUCAUACAAAGCCGACUCUAGCGCCCUCGGAAUGCGGUCUCGCUACAGCGGCAUCGCUGCUGAAAGCUCCGCGAGAGUCCAAGAAAGAAUGGCAGACCGAGGCAUCAAUGUGCCUGAAGGAAGAGAACUGCAUCAACUUGAGCAAAUCAAAAAACACGCAACCAAUCAAUGGAGAUCGCCUCUGGCGGUUGAAUAUCAGACCCUGCCAGAGUUCGAAGCUGAAUUCUGUAAGCUGCACGAAGCUGUCGAGAAGUACAUCGCGAUCAAAUGUGGCCGAAGGAUCACCGUGUCACACAGACCUGCCCUGCAGAGUUUGGUCGACAGCAUUAAGUAUCCACAAGUUUAUGGCGCUAUCAGUGAAUGCCCUUCAAGUGCUACAACGCGCAGGACCCCCGGCGUGGCAGGCCGUCCCGGACCCAAAGUUUUCGAAGGAGUUCCCGCUGCAGAGCUGAGAAAGGUCUUGUGGGCAGACUUCACUCUGCAAAUGAUUAAUCUGGAGGUACAUUACAAAGUCCUGGAGGAGAAUGGAGUCGAUGUAUCUGCUCUCAAGCCAAGACUGGCCUCGCUUUUACAGCAAAUCGACGAAACUAUUGGCUGGAUCUCAAACGUGCAAGUCACUGGCGACGCAAGCAGGUUAUGGGAAGAUAUCAUCGACUUCGCAGCUCCAAAUCCAAUCUUGAUCGCUGAUCGACGACAGUACGAGCCAUUGCAAGCCAAACCAGAAGACUUCCAUCCCGCCGCGAACCUGUGUCUGCUCGACAUAACCCCGAAGGAGCUCGACAUGGCCGUUCCUGGUGUCGCCGAUCGAGCCGAAGUGGUCACGAUCUGCAGCUACUUGCUCAAGUUCAUGUUCUCGUUCAAAAAUCGGAGCCUCACAUCUGUCUUGGAGAGAAUCGCACCCAAUGCGGCGAAGGACUUGAUCCCUAUGGUGCCGGCGAUUACGGACCCAAGAAGAGGCGGCAGACUGGAUCCUGCCAAUCUCAAAGUGCGACAGUUGACCGAUGAGAUGAUGGAAGGUCUGGCUAAAGCCUGGGUGGAGUGGCCGUUUAAGCCGGAGACGCAUGAAAUGGCGAUAGAAAUGUUCGAUGAGGCUCAGGGCAUACUACGGCGCACGUCAGACGAGGCUCUGACGCCAGAAGCUCAGAAGCUUUUCAUACUUCUGCUGCUAUUUUCACUCAUGCUUCGGUAUCUACCACCUGCGCGAUACGAUUUCACUCAUACAGCAGCGACUUUUUACGUCCUUGUCCACUUCAAAACUAUAACCUCAGAGCCACCGAUCAAGACUCUUCGAGCAUCACCGCCUUUCCUCGAUUCGCGUCUUCUCGUCCGCCUUCCUCGCUGCUUGCGCAAAAUCUUGUCAAGUUCUUGCUUGGCCUGA
Messenger RNA from Pseudocercospora fijiensis CIRAD86, 2169 nucleotides. RefSeq lists its product as uncharacterized. The record is from RefSeq and is a predicted model, not a curated record. The transcript is spliced from 4 exons. Bases 1 to 2169 code for a protein of 722 amino acids. Lineage: Eukaryota; Fungi; Ascomycota; Dothideomycetes; Mycosphaerellales; Mycosphaerellaceae.